CUGCAGGUUAUUUCAUCCUUGCCUGAUGAAUAUUAGUUUUUUUCUCCCAAAAUCCUCAAUUUCCCGCUUGUCCUCUCCACCUAGAAUCCUACCUCGAGAGAACGGACAAGAUGCAGUGGCGCUCUCUUGCAGCUCUGGCAACGCUCUUGUCGGCGCGCGAUGUCGCCUACGCGCAGCAGAUGAUGCGAUUCUCAUGCUCGAAACUCACGAUCGAGCGUCUGGACCCGCUGGUUUCCCCUGGAAUGAUUCAGUCUCCACACAUGCACCAGGUCGGUGGUGGUAACUCAUUCACAGCAACUAUGGCGCCUGUUGAAUAUGACCCAGUUGAGAAAUCGACUUGUACUUCGUGUAGCUUUUCGGAAGACUUUUCGAACUAUUGGACCGCAAACUUAUUCUUCAAGAACCGCAAUGGGACUUUGAAACGUGUACCGCAGCUGGUGAAUAUGGGUCUCAAGGCCGACGGCGGGUUGACCGUGUAUUAUAUCCCGCCGUAUGAUGGGAAGAGCAAUGUCACGGCAUUUAAGCCGGGGUUCCGCAUGCUAGUUGGGGACGCGACGCUACGGCAAGCCGAGGGCCAGCAGCGCCAACUUUGCCACCGAUGCUUUGCUACGGUCAACCAAGUGCCUUUCGGAGGUGCGCCCUGUACGGGUGACGAUACGGCUUCCCUUCCGCCUAAGAUGUGUAGUGGUGGUAUUCGCACGACGAUUACGUUUCCAACCUGCUGGGAUGGCGUGAACGUUGACUCGCCCGACCACAAGAGCCACGUCGCAUACCCCGAAACAGGAACAUUUGAGAGUAGUGGCCCUUGCCCAGCCAGUCAUCCCGUCAAACUACCACAGGUUGGUGAAGUUCAAUUUCAUCUCUCGAUCCGUUGAAAUUUAUUUAUUUAUCGUUGGGCGUUAAUGAGCUAAGUCAAUAAUCUCAGCUUAUGUACGAAAUUAUUUGGGACACCCGGCAAUUCAACGAUCCUGAUCUCUGGCCCGAAGAUGGGUCCCAGCCUUUUGUGUAUAGCAUGGGAGACGGUACGGGUUAUGGCCAGCACGGCGACUACGUCUUCGGUUGGAAGGGUGACGCACUGCAACGAGCUUUAGAUGCGAGAUGCAGUAAUGACCGGUGCUCAGAGCUUAAGUCGCAGACUGCGGAAGAAGCGAUGCGGUGCACGCUCAAUCAAACCGUCCCCGAGGAAUAUGAUGGAUGGUUGUCUCAACUUCCUGGAAACUGGACCAUCACUUAUAAUUGAAUUGGAAGUGGAAACGGAUUGGAUACGGA
Molecule: messenger RNA, 1269 nt
Organism: Annulohypoxylon maeteangense
Lineage: Eukaryota; Fungi; Ascomycota; Sordariomycetes; Xylariales; Hypoxylaceae
Exons: 4
Coding region: 111-875 (254 amino acids)
Source: RefSeq, a predicted model, not a curated record